AUGCUGUUGCCACUGCUCUGCCUCCUGCAGCUGACGGCUGGUGCCCCCUUGGGCAAGGAGCUUCACCAGAUGCCAGCCAGUGUCCUGCAAGGGGCCACCCUGGGACCAACCAAUGCAGUAGUCGCCCCGCCCCCAACCGAAGGGGGAGUCUUGGAGGGGGUCUCGGCCCAGUCCCCCCUCUGCCCCGAGCUGCGGCUCGAGCCCAGGCUGGGCGCCCCUCCCCUCGCUCGGCACUUACCAGCUCUGCCUCGUGCCCAGCGCUUCCCGCCUCAGCGGGCCCCGGAAGUGACGCACCCGCUGUAUGCCAGCUGGGGGGAGCGGGAUCUGGCCGUUAGGGCAGUUGGAGGGCAGUGCGUGCGGGGCGCACUGUCCAGCCGGGGGACGCUGGUCCUGGAGGCCGCCCUGAAGAGCGCCCUGGUGGCCCUGGAAGGGGCGCUGGCCAAGCACGAUCAGCAGCUGCGGGAGUGUGGGGAGUGCGCACCCUGCCUCUCUGGGGACUGUGGCAACCAGAGCAGGGAGUGUGCCCGGCUGGAGACCGACAUGGAUGAUAUGAACGGCGUCUCGGACCAGCCGGCAUCAGGAACGUGUGGCCAGGGGGUGGUGGCACCCAAUGCCACAGCAGCCAAGGGCAAGAUCGUGGGGGGCAGCGUGGCCCCGCGGGGCGCCUGGCCCUGGCUGGUCUCAGUGCGGCUGGGCGGGGAGCUGAUGUGCGGUGGGGUACUGGUGAGGGACACCUGGGUCCUCACGGCUGCGCACUGCUUCGCCGGGAACCGCAAUGAGCUGGCCUGGACAGUGGUGGUGGGGGACUACGAUCUUGCCAAGUGGGAUGAGGGCGAGCAGGUGCUGCCCGUCAACCGCAUCAUCACCCACCCCAAGUUCAACCCCAAGACCUUCCACAGCGACGUGGCGCUGCUGGAGCUGGCGCGCCCGGUGGCCCCCUCGGCACGGCUGAGUCCGGUGUGCCUGCCCGACGGUCCCGAGGAGCCCGGCCCAGGGACGCCCUGCUACAUCGCUGGCUGGGGGUCCCUCUACCAAGAGGGGCCAUCGGCUGAGGUGGUGAUGGAGGCUCGGGUGCCCGUGCUGAGCCAGGACGCCUGCCACAGCGCGCUGGGCAAGGAGCUGCUCACCAGCGCCAUGUUUUGCGCUGGCUACUUGGCCGGCGGCAUCGACUCCUGCCAGGGAGAUUCGGGCGGGCCCCUGACGUGCCAGGAGUCCGGGUCGCAACAGUCCGUGCUGUACGGCAUCACAUCGUGGGGGGAUGGCUGCGGGGAACAGGGCAAGCCAGGCGUGUACACCCGUGUGACGGCCUUCGCUGACUGGAUCCGCCGCCAGAUGGACAAAUCACCUGAGAGCAGAGAGCCCACCUGCUUCGAGCUGCUGGCCGCAUCCCAGCUGCCCAGCGAGCGCCAGCACGCAGAGCUCGCCCACCUGUGCUCUUUCUAUGCCCAGUCAUGCGCCCCACCCCAAGGCCAGGCUGCCUGUGCCUGGGUCGCUGAGGAGACCUGCAGGAUGAAGAGGAGGAGAUGUGAGCUGCGCUCCUAUGCCCAGAUGCUGCUGGAUUUCCUGCGCCGGGCAGAGGAGUUCUUCCGAAACCAGGUGGACUUUGCCUUCUUCACCCACACCCUGCCCCACUUCAUGGAGCAGCUCUACGGGCACCUCUUCCCCGUCCGGGCUCGCCGGGCCACCACAGGGCAGGGGGCCGAGGGGCAGGCAAGCCCUGAAGAGCUCCCCAGCGGCCCCAGCAGGACCCAGCCCCCACCCUUCUUGGCGCUGUUCCAGGCCGUGGGCCCCACACUGGAGGACUGGGUGGGGGAGCUGAGCACCAUGGCUAGGAGCGACAUGGCCCCCCCAGCUCCUGCACUGGCCACCAGGCAACUCCGUGGGGAGGAGCAGCUCUUCCUGCAGCAGGCCGAGGGGGCAGUGGAGGCGCUGAAGGGACACGACUGGGCCUUUCUCCAGCAGCUGCGGGCUGAGCUGGGGGCCCGAGGAGCAGGGCCACAGCCGGGAGCCACCUCCCCGCUGAACCGGCCUGAGGGUGCUGGGGACCCAUCCCUGCGGGCGAGGCGAGAGCUGGGGAAAGCCCUGCCCAGCGACGAGGGACCAGGCGAUCGCAGAGGCUGCCCAGGACUGCAGGAGGCAGCGCUGCAGGUACGCGCCGUGCAGGAGCUCUACCGCUGGGUCCUGCAGGUGCCGGAGCGGGACCUGGCCAUGACCUUCCAGGAGAUCCUGGUGGACCUGGGCUCCAAGAACGCCAAGGGGCUGUACAGGGCACGGGUCCGGGCCACAGUUGGCGGGAAAGCCACUGUCUUCCCUGCCCUGGUAGGGCUGGAGAGCAACUCGCUAUACCGCAGCAUGCCCGGGCUCAUCGCCUUGGCACUGGCAGCUUUGCAGACCUAA
Gopherus evgoodei (Goodes thornscrub tortoise) is the source of this 2397-nucleotide messenger RNA. It is a transcript of the gene PRSS56, whose product is annotated as serine protease 56. The record is from RefSeq and is a predicted model, not a curated record. The coding region runs from base 1 to 2397 and encodes 798 amino acids. Gene Ontology annotation, molecular function: serine-type endopeptidase activity. Lineage: Eukaryota; Metazoa; Chordata; Testudines; Testudinidae. Gene Ontology annotation, biological process: proteolysis. The transcript has 17 exons.